This is a messenger RNA of Centropristis striata (black sea bass), 2447 nucleotides long. RefSeq names its product E3 ubiquitin-protein ligase TRIM21-like. Bases 125 to 1762 code for a protein of 545 amino acids. Gene Ontology annotation, biological process: protein ubiquitination. The record is from RefSeq and is a predicted model, not a curated record. The transcript is spliced from 2 exons. Lineage: Eukaryota; Metazoa; Chordata; Actinopteri; Perciformes; Serranidae. Gene Ontology annotation, molecular function: ubiquitin-protein transferase activity; protein binding; zinc ion binding.
AGUCUGUCAGAGUGUCAUUCUCACUGCAGUCCAGACAAGUCUCUGUUUCUCUCUGAAAGAAAGAUCAAACUGACUUCAUCAGGUCUUUGUCAACAACACAGCAGAGUCUCUGCCAAACACUGAUAUGGCUGCUGCAAACUAUCUGCCAUAUGAAGAUCAGUUCCUGUGCUCCAUCUGUCUGGAUGUGUUCACUGAUCCUGUCAGCACACCGUGUGGACACAACUUCUGCAAAACCUGCAUCAACACACACUGGAAUAAUAAUGACCAUUACCUGUGUCCCAUGUGUAAAGAAACUUUUACCACAAGACCACAGCUGAGGGUCAAUACUUUCAUCACUGAGAUGGUUGUUCAGUUCAGACAGUCAGCUCAACAGAAAGCCAGCAUCAGCAGCUCAGAGCAACAAGUGUCUGAACCAGGAGAAGUUCCCUGUGACGUCUGCACUGGAACCAAACUGAAGGCCCUGAAGUCCUGCCUGGUGUGUCUGGUCUCCUACUGUGAGACUCACCUGGAGCCUCAUCUGACAGCUUCACGUCUGAAAAGACAUCAGCUGAUCAACGCUGUGGAGAACCUGGAAGGCAGGAUGUGUACGAAGCACGAUAAACCUCUGGAGCUGUUCUGUAAGACCGACCAGACGUGUGUCUGCAUGCUCUGCACUGUUUUAGACCACAAGAUGCAUGAUGUUGUUCCUCUGAAAGAAGGAUAUGAAGAAAAGAAGGCUGAGCUGGAGACUGAAAUUCAGCAGAUGAUCCAGAAGAGACGAAGGAAGAUUCAGGAGAUCGAACACUCAGUCAACCUCAGUAAGAAAGAUGCAGACAGAGAGAUAUCAGAAGGAGUUCAGGUCUUCACUGCUCUGAAGGAGUCUGUUGAGAGAGGCCAAGCCAAUUUCAUCAAAACCAUCAAAGAGAAGCAGAAAACAACACAGAAACAGGCUGAAGGCUUCAUCAAAGAGCUGGAACAGGAAAUCUCUGAGCUGAAGAAGAGAAGCACUGAGGUGGAGCAGCUCUCACGCUCUGAAGACCACCUCCAUCUCCUCCAGAGUGUGCAGUCCCUAAACACCCACCACCCAACACCCACCAAGGACUGGACAGAGGUCAGCGUCUGUCCAUCAUCAUAUGAGGGGACUGUGGUGAGAGCUGUGGCUCAGCUGGAGGAGACAUUUAGUGAAGAGAUGAAGAAGCUGCUUGAAGCUGAGCUGAAGAGGGUCCAGCAGUAUGCAGUGGAUGUGACUCUUGAUCCUAAUACAGCCAAUCCUAAACUGAUCCUGUCUCAUGGUGGGAAACAGGUGAGACAUGGGAAUAUGAAGAAGAAUCUUCCAGACUAUCCAGAGAGAUUUUCUGAUUGUUCCUGUGUUUUAGGAAAGCAGAGUUUCUCUUCAGGCAGAUUUUAUUUUGAGGUUCAAGUUAAAGGAAAGACUGAAUGGGACUUAGGAGUGGCCAGAGAGUCAAUUGACAGGAAGGGAAAAAUCCUACUGAGCCCUGUUUAUGGUAACUGGACUAUAUGGUUGAGAAAUGGAAAUGAAUAUGAAGCUCUUGAUAACCCUUCAGUCCGUCUCUCUCUGAAGUCUCCUCCUCAGAAGGUGGGGGUCUUUGUGGAUUAUGAGGAGGGUCUGGUCUCCUUUUAUGAUGUUGAUGCUGUAGCUCUUAUCUACUCCUUUACUGGCUGCUCCUUCACUGAGAAACUCUUCCCAUACUUCGGUCCCUGUUUUAAUGAUCGUGGUAAAAACUCUGCACCUCUGAUCAUCUCUCCUGUCAUAGCAAAGUAAUCAAAUCACUUAUUUGAUGUUCUGAUUUAUUUCUAGUCGGGAACAAAUGUGUACUGUAAAUACUGUCUAUUUAAACCUCUGUUAAACCCAAAUACAUUUAUUUUACUUCUGGAAGAAAUCACAAUUUCUAAAAACACCAAUGAUCUCAAGCUGAAGUUUGAGUAUAUUAGCAAAGAAAUGCUGCAAGAUAUCAAUGUUUUUUUAUGUUUCAUUCUGAUAAGCAGCCAGAAAAAACAAGACUUUUUCAUAUAGCUUUAGUUUAUAUUUGUAGUGCCUAAGAAUACUAUACAGUAAUAUUGUUAUAUCCGACAUAAAGUUAAUAUUAACAGAUGACUAAUGGAAAAGACAGCUAACAGAAAUGUCUAUUUCAUCAGAAAAGUGAGUUGGUAAAUGGUAACUUUGGUGAAUUUUGUUUAAUAUACAGAUCACCUCCAUCAAAAUAAAAUAUAUAUUUUUUCGAAUUCCUGGUCAUUAAAAAAAUAUAUAAUUAAAAUAUUUUGGGUUUUUGUUUAUUUGCAGUUGAAGUUUCAAUUUUUAUCAGGUUAUUUUGGAUAACUCCUCUUCUGUUAGAACCUGGUUUAAAUAACUUAGCUUUGGGGGACAGACUGUGGCUGUAUCCCAAUGUCAAGGAUCCUUCCUUCAGAGUCGGGUCCUCCGGAGGCGAGGCCAGAAUCCUUCCUGUCAC